Molecule: messenger RNA, 2069 nt
Organism: Bradysia coprophila
Lineage: Eukaryota; Metazoa; Arthropoda; Insecta; Diptera; Sciaridae
Product: nucleolar protein 9
Biological process (GO): ribosomal small subunit export from nucleus; endonucleolytic cleavage to generate mature 5'-end of SSU-rRNA from (SSU-rRNA, 5.8S rRNA, LSU-rRNA); endonucleolytic cleavage in ITS1 to separate SSU-rRNA from 5.8S rRNA and LSU-rRNA from tricistronic rRNA transcript (SSU-rRNA, 5.8S rRNA, LSU-rRNA)
Cellular component (GO): preribosome, small subunit precursor; nucleolus; 90S preribosome
Molecular function (GO): RNA binding
Source: RefSeq, a predicted model, not a curated record
UAUGUCAUCGAGCAGUAAACACAAAACCUCGUGUUGACUAUCUGAAAUUGUGUCUUCGUAUUUCACGCAUAAAAUUUUACUUUAAAUGGAAAAUUCGCAAGCGGAUGUGCCCAGCGAAAAAGCUGGAACGGGAGUGCACAGCUAUCGAAAUAAAAUUAAAAAACGAAAGAAAAAGUUCAUUGCUAAUGCUAAAGGUUUCGGAAAGACUGGCAACUUUGGACGGGGAACCCGUUUGGAAGGUGAUGAAUGGAGUUAUUUUAUCAAUAUAAUGGACGCUAUACGUCUGGGAUUCGAAAGUCUGGACGAAAAAGUGUCAAUGGCUAACAAUGUUUUCGAGCAAACUGUCGAUAAGGAAAUUCACAUUUCGUCAAACCAGAUCGCCUGCACGAUUUUAGAGCAUCUAAUGCCGUACGUUGAUGCGGACACAUUGGAACGAUUUCACAAAUCGUUUUCCGAAAACUUUCGUCCCAUUUGCUCCGACAAAUUUUCAUCUCACAUUCUGGAGAAGCUGAUCGAGGUAUCGUUUCUACGUGCCGUCGGUCGUCUACAGAGCGACGACGAUGCUGCCAGUGAAAGUAAAUCAAAGAAACCGAGAACGGACACCGUUCCCAACGAAAAGGAUUACAAUUUAACCGAAACAUUCAGCGACACUCAUCGACAAAAUUGCUCUGAGUUCGUCAUCAAAAGCAGCAAGUUUCUCUUGAACAAUUUGGAAGACUUUGUGUGGGACCGUUACGCAUGUCACAUCAUUCGAACCAGUCUCCUGUCGUUGGCUGGAGUAUUCGUUUUUAAAACAAAAGAUUUUGUUGCGUCGAAUCAACAUCAACAACGACAUCAUACCACUGCCGAUAAGGAAACGCCACUGAAAGUCCCCAACGAUUGGUAUGAAAUUAUCAAAGAAUACGCAGAGCGACUGCAGGCAUGGCCGCAAUUUGUCGAUUUUCCGUAUGACGAACUAUCUUCCGGUCUGCUGCAGCAUUUGUGUUUGGCUUUGCAUCAUUCCGAUAAAACUACGUUGAAGCACCUCGGUAAGAAGAUAUUGAACGACAGUUUCAUUAUCGAAGCGGAGCACAACACCGAAGAUGUGAAAGACGACAAGGAUGAUGCCAAAGAUGACAUCCCAGUCGAUGCUCAAGUGAAGAGCAGCCUUCCGAAAGUCUUUACAACAGAACCUUCCAUCAGAUUGUUGGAAACGCUUCUGGUGUCAGCCGGACCUAAGCUAUUGACUCAAAUUUACGUGAAACUCUUCUCGUCUCGACUGAUCGAACUCAGUGACAUGAGAUCGGCAAACUUUGCUGUACAAAAACUGCUGGACAACAUCAAAGUCAAGGAGGAUUUUGAAACCAUUUUCGACGAAAUUGCUCCAAAUAUCGAAAAUUUGUUACGAACACACACGGGCGUGGUACAUUCGCUAGCUCAAGCAUGUUUACGUUUAAGUGCGAAACAAGGGCCCUUCGUGCAAAGUCUACAAGCAGCCCUUCAUUGCACGACACCGAAAGAGAAAUCUGACCGUUUCGCCAUUCUCACAAUGAAGUUGAAACCGUACGAAGUGGACGCUGGUGAAAAAUCAACAUUCGUUCAUUUGCACGGAUCGCUGAUACUGCAGGCAGUGCUGAACUUUAACAAACCCAUCAAAUUGGUGCAAUCACUGUUGGACUCUCCGGCCAUCGAAUUGGCUGAAUUGUUUUGCAGUCCCAGAGGAUCGCACAUUGUGGAUGCGUUUCUGCGGAGCAAAUUCGUCGGCGAGAAAUCACGCGAGAAGUUUUUGAAACACAUGGACGGUCACUAUUUGGAUAUGGCUAUUGCAAAGCACGGUUCGAGGGCUGUUGAAGCAUUAUUUCAAGUGGCUGGAGACAACCAGAAGACUCGAAUUGUGAAGGAGUUAGCCGAAAAAGUGAAUCAAUUGAAUGGAAGUCCAACGGGUCGUCUGUUGAACUAUAAAUUUCGUGUCGAUACGUAUCGAUUGAGUCCAGCUCAGUGGAAAGCUUCGUUUAACAAAGAAAGUAAAGUGGAAAAACUGUUCAAAGACAUUGUUGACAAAUAAACUGGUUGGUAAGUCCGAAAUGAAA